AUCCCGUUUUCCUUCCACCGAGUCGCAUCCAAACCCGCUUGGCCCUGUCCCCUGCCAGGUGCGACACCAUUGACGUUGGGCUUUUUGGAACUCGCAACUUCAAUUAAUCGCGUCGCAGUUCGAUUUACUCCCCAAUCCAGCAUGCGCACAGUAUCUCGACUUCCAGCUCAACUAUCAAGCGCUCGUUCCUGAUCGCUUUGCUUCCUUUGCCUCGACGACCUUUCCCACGGAUACAACCUUCCAUUGUGACUACUUGCGACCCGCAGAAAAGAAAGCGCAACGCGCUCGAGCGAGUGUUGUGUUGUCGCUGCUUGCGCCUGCCCUGAUUCCGGGUUGGCUAGAGGGAAUCCGUCCACCGACCGUGACGCUGGCCAACACCACGCUCGACGCGCCCCUCCGACCUCGAUUUCCAACUUGCUAUGGACAUCAACAGAAAUAACAAUUCCCAUAAUAGCAAACCGAAGCAUAUCUCUAGGUUAAAACAAGAGAUGUACCAACUACGGCUUAAGAACAACCCUUUCGGCUCCCCGCCCUCAUCCACCGGCGACCAUGACACGGUUAGCACCACCACCGAGGACCUCUCGCGCAACCUGUCCGCCUUCUCCUUUAAUCCCGACGACGAGGGCACCCGCAAGGCCAGUGAGGACUACAGGCUCCCUACCAAGCGACACGCUACUCGCUCCGGCCGUUUUGGCUCGCGGCAGCAACAAGAACAGCAACAGGCCACCAUGCUAAACACCUCGGCCAUCGGCCGCGCCUUUCCCGAAUGGACUGGCCCAAUUAACGAUACGGCCCCAACGACACAGAACUUUGAUACCAAUAUUGCCUACAAUCCAUAUUCCGAAGCCAAGAACCGCAAAGAGAACAUCCGCCCUAUCACCGAGCUAACGGAGGAGCACCUCCUCAACUACGGGUUGGAUCCUAAGAAGAAGACCCGUGUGGAGAUGCAGCCUCGAGUUGAGAACGAGUCCGACUGCUCGACCAUUCUCUCCAGAUCGCCUGGCCGGGGCGCUCGUCGCUCUCGGUUCAACAACGCCCAUAUGGAAAACAGAGCCGCCUCGCCAGAAGUUCCCAAGCGCUCUCUUCAGGAUAUCGUCUCCAAGAUUCGUACCGAGAAGGAAGCCAACAGAAACCAGCUAUCCCAAAGCGCCAUGCCGCCGAAACAAUCUCAGCCCAUACAUGCCAGUCUCAACGCCUUCCUGAACUCGGACCUUGCUGCGGAAAAGACCAACGUGGGCCCUACUGAAGGUCGAUCUUUCUUUCUUCCAGCUUUUAGACAUUUGCCCGACUGGACAUCAGGAGCCCUCAAGUUUAAUACCAUGAGAGACGGCGUCCCUGUGUUCGUCAAGUCUGGUAAGAACGGCGUACGGCUCGGUCAGUCUGGCGACCACGAACCCAUCAAUGCUGUCGGCAUUCCUGAGGAGGACGAGCAGAUCUUUGUCUCCAUGGAUAAGCUCCAGGAGGAGGUUCGCGAACUCCAUGAUCAUGACGCCAUGCUCCAGCGCGAAGCGGAGAAGCUUCAGCGGGAAGUCAAUCAGCUCCAGUCUGAACUUAAGCGUUACAAGACUAGAAGACCAUCGGACAGUGCCAUAGGAUCAGACUCCGAUGGCUCAUUCGGCAGACAUGCUCAAGCGAAUGGGUACCAGCUUGAGACUCAGAUCGCUCAGCUACAGAAUCGUCUCGAUCAGGCCAGCAGGCAGGUUGGAGUACAAGAUAUCCACAGUACAGCACUCGCGGCAGAGCGCGACGAGGCCUUGCAUCAGGCGUCACUUGCUCGCGAGAGAGCGAAGCGACUACAGGCCGAGCUCGAGUCUACGCAAAAAGAUCUCGAGUUCACCCUUCAAUACCGCAAAGACAAGGACUCCCUACAGAAUGAGAAUAUCGCUCUACGCACUACCAAUGAGGAGCUUAAACAGAAAAACGAGGCUCUCUCGCAAGCGAACCAGGAGCUUUCCACAAAGUACGACAGACUUCGCCGGGAACAUAUGUCAGCACAAAAAGACCUGGCUUCAACCCAAGAGGAGCUUGCAUCUUUGCGCAAGAAGUAUGAUGCUAUCCUGGAGGAGAAGAAGCUUAUCGUUCAAGACCAUGCGAGCAUGGAAUGUAACAAUGAGAGCUACUUCAAGGAGACCAAGAAGCUUCAGGCGCAGAUUGCCGCCAGGGAUCAACAUAUCGCCGACCUCAAGAGAGGAAUCAGCACUCGGGAUCAGAUGAUCGACAACAUCGGAGGGCUGACAACAAACACGGCAGUCAUCGAGCUCAAUGCUGAGCUAGAGGCCGAAAUCGAACGGUUGAAGCAGAAGCUGCAACAACAACAGGCGACCAGGACUAAUGAUAGGGAUGGGUCAAUCAGCGCAAAAGAAGGCAGGAUUCGUGUUCUCAAAGAGCAAAAUCUUGAGCUAGAGUGUGAGAAGCAGAAGCUCCUGGAAGAGAACCAGCGGCUUCGCGCAGAGUAUGAGGAGAUGAGGAACCAGUGGAUCGAUGAUCGUCAUAAGGUGGUUCGACUCAACCAACUCCUCACCAAGAACAACACUGAGUUCCUCAAGACCAUGAACGACAACACCGAAGACUGUGUCCGCUUGGAGGAGGACUUCAAGAACAAGGAGGCAACUCUCCGUCAAAAACUGGAGCGCCGAGAGGCAGCCAUCAAGAAGGUCAAGCAGUUGACCGCGCAGAUCAACGAGAUCUCACAAAGGGAACUUUUGGGCAAACCUUCAAAGGUCACGCGGAUCGUGGAGCCGAAAGAUGGCACUAGCACUAGAUAUGCUGCGAGCGAUCUGACUGGAAAGAGCGGUACCAUGAAUGUUGAUGACGACCCAACAACGGAACUUAACCUGACCCAAGGGACCGAUUUUGCCAGCAUCGUGGAUAACGAGAUUGCGAGGUUGAAGCAAACCUACCGAGACUUCGAAAAUCAGCAGCGGCAAAGCGAGAAUGAUAACACCACGCAAGCGUCACAAACAGGUGAUGCGGUCCAGUCCAAGAAUCAACCGGCCGGUAUCCUUAAGAAGUCGAGUCGAUUUGCGUUCGACGAAGAUACUGGUCGUUUCAGUGUCAAGUCUGCUUUCAGCGUCGCCAGUCACCACAGCGACAACGAGUCUGUCAAGACUGCGACUACCAGCAAGAGCCGCCGGCCUUCAUCGAUGGGUGUCCAGGGUCAGGAAACUUCACGACCUGCAUCCAGGGUGCGGCGAAACUCGGACAACCCUACCAUCACGACGCAGACCGAUAAGCAGUCCAACAUCGGUCAGUCGGUUCCCGCGCUAAGCAAGGAGGCUCGCCGGGUACUUGAUCAAAUCUGCAACCACAAGUCAGAUAACUGCAAUGUCUGUGUUCGUAUCGCAGCGAACGGACAUCAUGUUAGCCCAUCCACCGAGGCUCCGAUUACUGUCGCGGAUAUGAGGAAGGGAAAGAAGACUGUUCGCGUGGACAGGCCUGUCCCUGUCUCGGAUCGCGCAGUUGAGGACCGUGGUAACUACGAGGAGGAGCCAACCAUGCGUCCCGCCAUGGCGCCAGGCGAUGCGCUUGCGGUAUUGAUCAAGGAGAUUGGCGAUGAAAUCGAGCACCUUCAGAUGGAGCUGAAGCGUAUGAAUGAGCUUUACUUCAACCUGGACAAGUCUACCGGACAGCGCGAGCGUAGGCGGCUCAUGGGUGAGAUCAAGAAGUUGCAAGCCGAGCUUGAGACAAAAAGCGGGCAGCUGUACAAGCUGCAUGAUGUCCUUGAAGGACAAAAGGAUGCUGGCCAGCUGAUGGAUGACUCCGAACUUGAUAUCACCAUUCUGAGUGAUCUGCUUCGCGUUAAUGGCGCGACCGAGAACAACCAGGAGGCUUCGUGGAAUGGGUUUGAUGAGUAGAGCCGGUCGAGAUGGUGGCACUGAUGACGAUGAACUUGGUCAGGGGCGUUUUGGCAUUUUUCUCGGAUCACAUUGCAUGGGUUUGCUUUAAUCUCUGGGCGUUUGAGCAAUUGGUUUGUUGCUCUCUGUCUUGAUGACGAGCAAGGCGAAGGGGUUGUUAUAAAAGUGGUUCCGCCGGUUUGCUAUUGUAUGGGCUUUGGCCUGGGUCUUUUUCUCAUGAGGAAUAAUUUUGUUGUAUGAUUUUCUCUGUGG
Neurospora tetraspora is the source of this 4106-nucleotide messenger RNA. RefSeq lists its product as uncharacterized. Lineage: Eukaryota; Fungi; Ascomycota; Sordariomycetes; Sordariales; Sordariaceae. The coding region runs from base 420 to 3854 and encodes 1144 amino acids. Gene Ontology annotation, molecular function: microtubule binding. The transcript has a single exon. The record is from RefSeq and is a predicted model, not a curated record.